Opisthorchis viverrini is the source of this 1149-nucleotide messenger RNA. RefSeq lists its product as hypothetical. The annotation marks the transcript as partial. The record is from RefSeq and is a predicted model, not a curated record. NCBI's taxonomy places the organism in Eukaryota, Metazoa, Platyhelminthes, Trematoda, Opisthorchiida, Opisthorchiidae. Gene Ontology annotation, molecular function: aspartic-type endopeptidase activity. The transcript is spliced from 6 exons. Gene Ontology annotation, biological process: proteolysis.
GGCAACCCAAUCACCCAAAUAUGUGUGGGUGGGCAACCCUUUGUGGUUCUGCUUGACACCGGGGGUUGGACACGAUGGAUCCCGUCCAGCAAGUCAAUAUCCGAAGUAUUUGCGAACAGAAACAAAUACGCUGCACCGCCCGAAACCAGCGUCUCCAUGAACCAAAUUUACGAGGCCAUUUAUAGCGGUCAGAAAUAUACAGGGAACGUGAUAAUGGAUGACUUUUGGCCUAAUAAUUCUACCAUAACAAUUAAAAAGCUUGCAGAUCGUUUGCUUCCGCAGAUCACGUUCGUCGAAAUGGUGAUUGGUCAUGGUGCUGUAGAUGGCAGAGAAGGACACGACGGGAUACUUGGGAUGAAGAAACCAUCGAAAAACGAUAAAGGCUACGAAUAUUUCAAAACCACAAUUUUGGAUCAUGUUUUGAAUGCGGGUAUUGUGAUGGACGCCGUUUUCACGUUCCGAUUUUGCGGUCAACAAGGCGUGCGCGGAGAUUCUUGGUUUACACACGGGAAUCUAGAAUUCGGUGGCACUCGGAUGGGUUACUUCCAUCCGCCAAUGGUGCGUUUGCCACUGUUUCAAGCAACUCAGUGGUUGGUCGACAUCACUAGUCACCAUGCCUAUGAUAUGGAAAGGAACAAUAUUUAUUUCAUAAAGAACACUACUAACAAGGUUGCCGAAAGCUCUUCGAAAGCCCACAGCCGGUUUCGCCUUUUUUUGGGGGCUUACCAGAUCAAUAUAAUUCUCGCCACUAUUACUAAUUUCAGCAUACAAUAUGGUCAUGUGGUGUUAUGCAAUCCGUGCCGCGCACACAUAGACACAGGAUCUUCGGAAACGUUUGCACCAGUGGGGGCGUUAGAUGAACUUGUGAAGCACUCGGUUGUGGAGAGACAUGAUAAUGGGGUAUUGCACGUUGGUUCCGAAAACCUGCACCGCCUCAAGCCACUAAAGGUAAAGCUGCACUCCCACGUGUUUACGCUGCGGCCGCAAGAACUUACGAGACUCACCGCCGGAUAUAAUUAUUUUGCAAUACAAGUGGAUGCGGACGUCACUCAGACAGCUUGGACUAUGGGAGUAUCGCUAUUGCGACAAUUCUACUUAUUGUUUGACCAAACGAAUAAUCAAGUGGGGUUCGCCGCAGUGAAAUGCUGA